GAAGGCAGCGGCGGCACUGGGCUGUCCCGCUAGCGUCUGCCCGCCGCUGUGCCUAGGCCUCGGCGGGAGCUGCGUCCCGGGGAAGGGAGCUGUCCCCCUGGAGAAGGGAGCUGCUCCCUCGGGGAAGGGAGCUGCCCCUGCCGGUGGGGAGCGCCGUCGCCGAAGGAGUAGGAAGGGAAUUAAAAUGCUUUCUAUGGGGACUUCUGCUUCUGAUGUCAGGACUCUUUUGAAGACCUCGUUUGUUGCAUGGUUUAAAGGAAGAUGAUGUUGUUAGUGAAUUCUGAGCAUCCUUCGGGAGGCUGAUGACCCUUCUAUUGUUGGUGUAUGCUGUCAUGGACAACUUCAAAUGCUCUUUUUCAAAACACCACAGACAAUUAAUGCAACUUAUAAAAGACUCCUGAUUUUUGGCAUCUUCCUAAGUCCUAUCUAGAUGCCACCAGUGUUUCCCAUGUUAACAGUUCUGAGCAUGUUUUACUACAUGUGCCUUCGGCGCCGAGCUAGGACAGCAACGAGAGGAGAAAUGAACAGUCGGAGGGCUAUUGAAUCGAACACCCGAGCCUUACCUAUCAACGUUGAAAUAGUUCAGUAUGCCAAAGAAGUGUUGGAUUUCAGCUCUCACUAUGGCAGUGAAAACAGUAUGUCCUAUACCAUGUGGAAUUUAGCAGGGAUUCCCAACGUGUACCCUAGUUCUGGUGACUUUACCCAGACUGCUGUCUUUCGAACUUACGGGACCUGGUGGGAUCGUUGCCCGAGUGCUCGGCUGCCUUUCAAGAGGACACCAUCCACUUUCUGUAGCCAAGACUAUGUGGAACUUGCUUUUGAAGAACCAGUUUAUCCCACUGCAGUGCACAUUCUGGAAACCUAUCAUCCUGGGGCUGUAGUCAGGAUUUUGGCAUGCUCUGCAAAUCCUUACUCACAAAACCCACCAGCAGAAGUAAGAUGGGAAAUACUUUGGUCUGAGGCACCUACGAAGGUGAAUGGUCCUCAGGCUCGGCAGUUCACACCUUGUAUCAAACAGAUAAAUUUUCCCACAAACUUAAUCCGACUGGAAGUGAACAGCUCUCUCCUGGACUACUACACUGAAUUGGAUGCAGUGGUACUACAUGGUGUGAAAGAGAGGCCUGUGCUUUCACUUAAGACUUCAAUGAUUGAUAUGAAUGAUAUAGAUGAUGAUGAGGAUGAAGAAAAAUUUGCCUGUGGAAUGGACACCCUUAAUAAACAGUUCAGCAUUGUUACCCUCAGGGAAUGGCCAACUAAUGGAUAUUUUGAUAAACUGCCUUAUGAGCUCAUCCAGUUGAUUUUGAGUCACCUUACAGUACCAGACCUGUGUAGACUAGCACAAACUUGUAAACUACUGUAUCAACAUUGCUGUGACCCUCUACAGUACAUUCAUCUCAGUUUACAACCUUACUGGGCAAGGAUUAAUGACACAUCCCUGGAGUAUCUACAGUCUCGCUGCACGCUCAUCCAGUGGCUGAAUUUAUCUUGGACUGGAAACAGAGGAGCCAUCUCUGUUUCUGGAUUUAGCAGGUUCCUGAAAGUCUGUGGCUCUGAACUAGUACGCCUUGAGUUGUCUUGUGGCCAUUUCCUUAAUGAAACAUGCUUGGAGGUCAUCACUGAAAUGUGUCCAAAUCUUCAGGAAUUAAAUCUCUCAUCAUGUGAUAAAAUACCACCCCAGGCUUUCAACCACAUAGCAAAAGUGGGCAGCCUAAAGCGUCUCAUUCUCUACAGAACGAAAGUGGAGCAAACAGCCCUGCUCAGUAUUUUGAACUUCUGCUCGGAACUGCAGCACCUCAGCCUGGGCAGCUGCGUCAUGAUUGAAGACUAUGACCUCAUAGCAAGCAUGAUGGGAGCAAAAUGCAAAAAGCUUCGCAGUCUGGAUUUGUGGAGAUGCAAAAACAUAACUGAAAGCGGGAUUGCGGAAUUGGCUUCAGGCUGCCAGCUUUUGGAAGAACUUGAUCUUGGUUGGUGUCCUACGCUGCAGAGCAGUACGGGCUGCUUCACGAACCUUGCGCGCAAACUCCCGAAUUUGCAGAAGCUCUUUCUUACGGCCAACAGGUCUGUGUGUGACACAGACAUCGAGGAGCUCGCUGCCAACUGCACGCACUUACGGCAGCUGGAUAUAUUGGGAACGAGGAUGGUGAGCCCUGCAUCUUUAAGAAAAUUGCUGGAGUCUUGUAAAGAUCUUUCUUUACUCGAUGUGUCCUUCUGUUCACAGAUCGAUAAUAGAGUUGUGCUAGAACUGAAUGCCAGCUUUCCUAAUGUAUUCAUAAAAAAGAGUUUCACCCAGUGACUCCCUACAUAUGCUGCUGUGGAACUCGUUUGACAGAGUUGUUUUCCUGUAAAUUUGUGCUGAUUUUCUUUUUUAAGGAGAAUAUAAAUCUGCUAUAAAAUAGUAGAAACUAUUCAUUAUCUAUACAAAUUUGUAAAAUACAUUUAAAUGUAUUGUGUUUCUUAAAGUUGAUAUUGUAGGUAAGAAUUAUUUUACUCUGUUAAUUGGUGGCACUGCAUGUUUUUAAAUACUUGCCAGAUGUCUGGCUUUAAUGAGAAGUAAAUGAAUGUCUUCUUAAAUGUCCCUUCGUGGGUGUUAUACACAAUACACUAUGUUAAUAUCCAGGUGAAAGCAGAAGUUCAAUAUUUAUCAGUAAGGAAAAUAUGGGUGCUUCCUUUUCUUGUGUUUGUGUGUGUAUAUAUAAAUGUAUACAUAUGUAUUUGUAUAUACAUACACUGAUAUUGUAGCAUUCUAGUGUGGCCUGAAGCAUAAGAUUUUAUCAUCUGGCCUACAAUUAGUUACUUGAAAACCAGUUUAAGUGUGUAUAAGAACAGAUAGAAAAGGCACUUUGUCUUCUUUGAGUUUUGGCAAUGAAUUGUAUCUGAUACAGUUUUCUCACUUCCUUCACCUGAAAUAGAUGCAGUGAUGUUUUACAGUCCAGCAUAAGCAACACAACAGAUAAAUGCAAGAACCUGGACCACUUAAACUUAGAGAAGAAAUUAAAGAUAAAAGUGACAUCUGCUUCUUGCUAUUGAGACACAAAGUUUAAGCCAAGUAUUUAAUAUCAUAACUGGUAAUGUGUAGAAAACUCUCGGGUAGUUUUCUUUUUCAAAUUUCUGUCAUGGUCGAAACCUGAUUUGUGAAACGUCUGGUUAUUGUGCAGAGUACCAUGAAAAGUAGAACUUAGGGUAAUGUGUUAGCACCUGUCCUUUCACUGGCAUCAAAUCUACUGUCAGGUGUAAAAACAAGCAUCUUUGUUCAGUAAAACAGCAAUGAAAAUAUAAUGGUUUUGAAACAAGGGCAAUACGAUUUGAUGAUUUUAUCACCAGACUUUAGUACUGGAUUUUUUUUUGUUUAGGUUUUUGUUUUGUUUUUCCAAGAGGAGAGUAGCUCAAAGUACUAUUGCACUCUCUCUUUAAUACUGCCUAACCUCUGGAGAAGGAAAACUGUGUUGAUGGACAAUUUCUGGAAGUUUCUUCCUUUUGCACUUUCUUGGAUGAAGCUUUUCUCUUUUUUUUUUUUUUUCCUUGAAUACCACUGCUAGAUUAUGUUGCUCUGUACAACUUUGGUUUAGAAUUUUACCUUUUUAGCCAUUGUUGAUGCAUAUGGACCCUAAAAUGUAGGCUGUCUUUCAAUAUUGAUUCUGUUAUUCUUGUAUUGAUGGCACUUAUUACCUACUGAAAUAAGAAGAAAAAUACUUUGUCUGAGAGAAGUACAAUAUUGUACUGAAGAUCAGUGACAAAGAACACUUCAGUUCAUGCAGUAAAUAACCAACUGCUACUAGAGGACCGCUGCAAAUUGUUAAAAAUCUGACAAUCUCUGUGACUCCUGAAUGACUGCUUUGAACUCUUUGUGCUGGUGCCAAUACUUCAUAAACCAUACCAUGAAACAGAUACAGAACAUUUAUCUGAUUUUAUUGAAAGACCUAGUUCUUCAGAUUUUUAAAUUUUGCUGAAUCUCUGGGGAAUUCCAGAUCCAAAGAAGGGCAUGCACAGUUGGCUUUUUGAUUUUUUUUUUCCCUCCACACGGAUGGCUCUAUGGGAUUUCCAACUAGUUUAUGCCAUUCUAUUUUCUUUUCUUCUUUAGAAAUCUGGGCAUUGUCCGAGAACUUUAAAUUUAUUUACUUUUUCUUCCAUACUGAAAGAUGUCAGCUUUGGUAUGAUUUUCUGUGAGACCUCAUUUCUCUCAAUCAUGUUUGGGUUCAUUUGUUUUUCUGUGAACUUUUAACAUUUUUUGUCUAUAUUUUUCAUUGUAAUUAUUAAACAUUAUUAUUCUAGUUACAUGAGAACAGAGGUACAGAUAAUGGGAGUUUACAAUGAACAGAGUACAAAGCAAAUGUAUUUGUUAUAAAAUUUCACUUCUCAGGGGUUGUUCUGUGUUUAUCUCCUUUUUUUCUAUAGAGAUCUGUUUUGCUUGUUUUUCACUGUAAAUAGAAUGGGAUGUGGAUAAAGUGAUAGCCAUUGUGCCUUCAAACUGGUAAACUUGGUAGAUAAUAGAGCUUUUCUCAUCAAUGAAUCAAAUAAUUGUUUUUGUAAUCAUGUACGUGUAAAGAGUUUCAUAUUUGAAAUAUUGGUUGCUUUUUAUGGAGCAUAAAGGAAGUUUAAAUUGAAAUUUUGUUCAUACUGGAGGAUCUUUUCGUUAUGUUGCAUCAUCUGUUUGAAAAUUUUUUUUCCAGGGAUUCUCUAUUGUCACUUGGAAGAUAAAUGGAAGUUGACUUUUUAUUUGGAUUGAUAAAAUUUGGCUAUUAUCAACAUAAAAUGAAUUCAAAGAGCAAAGAAGUGAUUGGGAAUGACUUCCAUCUAUAGUUGUAGACUUCAACCUUCAGUCAGAGAGUAAGAAGCUCGUUUAGCUAUGGCCUUAUAAGUGCAAGAAGUCUUCCAGCAAAACAAAGUUAGACCAGACUUGACAUUUGUAAUAUUUGUAGGAUAAACAAAACAACCUGCUUUUAGAUCUUCCUUGUAUGUCACAGAGAAGCAAGAACAGGUCACUGUCUCUUUAGAUCUGCUAUCUUAUACUUGUGUCUAUUUAUUUAUAUAUAUGUAUGCAUAAAUUAUAUAUACACACACGUUUGUGUGUCUAUAUGAAUUCUUUUGGAUGUGUGUACACACAUAAAUAUAUAUGUAUAAAUCUCAAAGUUUUUCAUGUAAGAAUUACUUUUGUAAAGUGAGUGUAAUAGCAAAAGUUAUUUCAUAGCAGUUCUGCUUUCAACUAUUGCUUUACUCUACCUGGAGACUGAGUUAAUCUCCACUCAUGCAUCAGGAAAAGCCUGGGCAGAUGUGCUGAAUUUCCAGUGUUGCUUUGCCAAAGUGCCUUUUGGUUUGUCUGCUCGUGAAAGGUGUUUGUUACAGGGUAUGAAGAGUGAAUACAAAGUCCAUAUCUGUGGCUAUCAUAUCCAAAAAAGGGGUUUAUUCUGAACUGCUCCUGUUUUUAAACUAAAGGGGAUCUUCCAUACCCUCUGUAUAAAACUGAUGUGGGAUGGCCUGUAGGUAAAUAUGUAAUUUCUUGGGUAAUUUUAAAAACUAGUAUGAUAACUUUACCAUUUAAACCAUCUUAACUCUUCAAGGCUUUAAUUCAGUAGUGGACUUACUUGUAGUCAUAAUUUUGAGCUGUCUGGCUACAUAGCUCUAUAAAAUAGAUGGGGUUUCUGUUCUUUAAAUUGUACACCUGAUUAAGUCAUGCUCCAUUAGUGAGCAUGACUUAUAUAGAACAGUUUUGCAUGGGACCUUAUGAUCCUCCAUGUACUUGGAGGUCCAAGUUUCAGACAAAAAACCCAAAAACAACAACAAAACCUACCAAAACCUUUGUAUUUCCAUAGAGCUCUUAUGCUAAAUUUUCCAGAUACACAAUGUCCAGUAAUCAUGGUACACAGUGAAUAGAAUUCAUCUCACUGAAUGUUUGUUCUCUGAAAGUUAGGCAUCUACUUCAAGGGAGGAAUCUGGGCACCUCUGGAGAGUUAUUAAUCUCCUAAGGCAGACAUUUCAGGAAAGUAGAAUGAAUCAUGUUCUAGAGAGCCUCUCUGGAGACUGUGUAAGCUGUGAUUUAGCUCAGGUUAGAUACUAAACUGAGAUUAAUUCCAUCCAGUGCUGUACUACCUGUCUUGAAAAACAAGACUGAAACAGCAUCCAUCCUUAAACCUUCAAACCCUCCAAAUUCCAUCCCGAGAGAAGAAAAAAAAAAAUUAUGAGGAGGAAUUUUCUUAAUGCCAGGAUUUGCUUUUGCUCCUUGCUAAUACCUGUGGUAUCUAAUUUGUUUUAUUUUGUAAGUUUGGCUUUUGGGUUUGGGUUUUUUUUUGGAAAUGCAUCUUCUUUCCCUGUUCCAAAAUCUCAUGUACCUAACUGGCUGUAUGUAUAGUUCCAUAAAUGUGUGAAGUAAACAGACAAACAUAAUUAAUUUAUUGCCACUAUUUUGAUAAUAUUUCAUAUUGCUAUAAUUAAGACUGAGUAGUUUAACUGCUCUACUGUCAUCAGAAAUGUCACCCACUGUGCAUUUGCAAAAAUUGUGUGCUGAGUCCUGGUUCUUACUGUGUAUACUUAUUGCAUCUUAUGGGGUAUAUUUCCCAUGUCACAUCAGCAGGACUGCUAAAUUUACAAAAACUAAAUAAAAUGUAGCAUUUUAUUAUGAGGACUAUGGGAGUGACUUUAUAUAUAUGAUUUACAUGUUCAUUAUUGCUCUUUAACAGUGGUUCUGUAAGUUGUAGCUUUUGAAAUUACUAGACUAGAAAUCCCUGGUUUAAUGCAUCUGCACAUGCUGUGUCAAAUACAGUCAAUGUUUUUUUUCCCAAAUGAAGGCUUUAGUCCUUCACUGAGGUGAUGAUUUCUGUGAUUUUUAGAUAUCUGACUUGAUAAUGAAAUGCAAGAAGGUGCUCUUUAAUAAAUUUUACCAGCACAGGAUAAGUUGUGGUAACUGACAUUUGGAAGGGCUGAGAAAUAAGUGUUACAUGUUACAGAUUCUCAUGAGCUUCAGAGAAGGGCAUCAGCAGGAAGAGUCUCAUUAAGAAGACUCAGCCUCUGAGUAGGAGGCAAUGGUGAGAUUUUCCUUUUCAGCUAAUGGACUAAAUACUUUUGUUUGAGUUACAUAGCUCUGGUUUCUCCUUGUCUUGUUUUCAUUUAAGGAUGUAAAUGGCGCAGUUAUAGCUGAAGGGCAUCCAUUGUGAGGAAUGAAGUUUUUCUGUUGCAUGUUUUGUUCAACUUUUCUAAAAAUAAAAGAAUAAAAAUACCCUCAAAUAUUUGAGUAAUCUAUUCCUUAGAUUCUGAAGAAAUGCAAAUGUCACGAAGAUUGAGAAAGAAAAAAGGAUACUUAUCCAGAUUUAUCUGGAAACUCAUGGAAGGGUAGCCAGAGCUAUUUAUAGAUGUGAGGAAAGUAAGUGACUUGCUCUAGAUCAGCUGUUACUUUCCCAGAAACGUAGCUUUCUACAUACUAUCUCAUGCUUAUACUUCUAAAUCAAGAUUUACCAUUUGGAUGCUCUUAAUAUUGACCUUUCAUGUACAUGUUUGUGCAGUAAGUCAAAAUAUUUGUUUCAUUUUAUCAACUACAUAAAAAUAUUUUUUCUUUGCCUACCACUGUGAAAUCAUGUUUUUUGUUACUUAAUGAAACUAUUUCAUGCAUGUACACACAGGUGCAUGUAAGACUUACUUGCUCCAGUUUUUUGCAACUGGUCCUUUUCUGAGGACAAACUGCAGUUUGGGGGUAAAAAUGGUAAAGUCUCUAGGGAAGGUUCAAGGGAAAUCUGAUCAAUGUAUCAGAAUACCUGAUGGAGGGAAAGAAUGAAGAAGAGGGAGCCAGAUUCUUCUCAGCAAUGCCCAUGAACAGGACAAGAAGCAAUGUACACUGAAACACACAAGAUGACACAUUUUAUGGCACAGGUUGCCUAGAGAGCUUGUGGAGUGUCCAUCCUUGGAGAUACUCAUCAUCCUGGGCACUGACUGGCUGGCCCUACUUGAGCUGGUGGAGGCUGGACUAGGUGACCUCCAGAGGUCCCUUUCCAGCCUCAUCUGUCCUUUGUUCCAUGAUCCAAGAUACACCUGUGGUUGGUUUCUUUACUUCAUUGUACUGAUUGCUGAAGAAGGUGGGGAGAGGGGAGAAGAAAGAAUACCUGUCAAAGGAACUUGACAUGUUGAUAACAGACACAAGAACCUUGUACAUUUCCUUGUUUAAUUAUUUUAGGAGAAAUAACAUAUAUCUCCAUUUAAGUUAGCAGGAAAAUCUAGAUGCAACUUAACUGGAAUAAAAAUUUGGUAAUGUUUUCAACAUGCAGAUCUGUAAUGUACAUAGCACAUAACUGUUUUAUGGGAGUGUGAUUGUCACUCCAAAGCCUGAAAGUUGCACCAAGGACUAAGAAAAAUAGCCCUAUUCUUGGGCACUGGCAAUAGUUUCUGGGAAGAGACUGAGUUGUCUAUAAUACACUGGGAAUGGUUUAGUUUGUAUAUCUUUAGUAUUUGUUUACAUAGACCUUACACUGAAUUGGGAUUGCUAUGGUUUUUAGGUGACAGUUAUUCCUGCUUACUCUGUUGGAAACUGAGUAUAGCAGUUACCUACCUGUUCAUAGUGUCGAACACAAAUGUUUGAAUUCAGGUGAAGAAGAGGACCAAGUUUACAAAACAGAUGCCUGAGUGUUUUAGGGAGGUACCAUGUAUAAUUGAGGUGAGUGCCCCAUAUUUUGUAUAUUUACUAUUUUACCAUUGUCGGGAGUUGUUGUCUCUGCUCACCAUCGGAGAUGGGUUCCCUUUUAUCAGACCUUGGUCUCUCUAGAUUUUUCUUUAGGGCAUUGCCACAGAUUUUUGCACAUACCCACUGUUCUGAAAGGAACAGAGAAAAUAGCUGGCUUGGUUAGAACUUAGAAACUAAUGGCUAGCCUAUGCUAGAAGUUAUUUUGGAAUAGUUACUAAAAUAAAUUAAAAUAACCAGGAAUUGAUAUGUUCACAGGAAAACCUGGCAUUUUCUGAUUUAACUUUGGCAUACAGACAAUUACAGGUGCCCUUCAGCUGUCAUGGUGAAAUCUGUGUGAUGGUGAUCUUUCUGGAUUUUAAUGAACAUAAAGCCACUGCAGCUCUUCAGCAUCUUGUGGCAUUUUGCAUUCAUGUCCUUGCCAGGCAGAUGGUGGAGUUGAGGGUUGUGGAGAUUGGCCUAGCUCUGGAAUGAGGUGUGCGAAUUGCCUGGGGAAAUUUCCUGCUCCCAUUUAUUCAUAUGUGCAGAUGAGAAGGAAGGGCAUCUCCAGACUUCCACAUUGAAAUACCUAAAUCCAGCACCUGGAUUCAUUUAAGCAUAAUAGGUCUCUCUCCCUGCCUCUCAUCACAUAACCAGCAACAAAAUACUUGCAUUGUAUUUAUGAUUUAAUAGUACACUCCAUUUUCUGCUGCAAUAGGAGUUUGAGUAAUGUAACAAGAAACUCCUGUUGCAUUACUUUUUAAAGAAACUAAUUUCUGUAAAGGUGGAAGAGCAGCAAUAGAGGGAAUAGGUCCAGACUCUAUCUGUAAAUACCUGUGCUGUGCAUGCUAUGCCUGAGAGCACCAGGAGCAAGUUAUGCCUUUUUGUAAUAACAAGUUGAGAAGGACAAAAGGGAUAAUUGCCUCUAAGCACAUUUUCUGUAGCUGGAGGAUAUUUAUAUCAUUGAAUUUUAAAUAUCUAGAGUAGAUAGUAAAGUUAGGACACUAUUCUCCUAGGGUCUGUCACUGAGUAGAUAGGUUCUUCCGCAGGGUAAUUCAGAUCAGAUUAGUCUUCAAUUGAGGCCUUGAAUUGACCUUUGGAAAAGAAGAGGUCUUUGUAGACCCAGUAAAAUUUCUGUUGGAAGCUAGCAUGAGUGGAUUCAGAGUAAGAGGUUGCUUACACCUUGGUGCUCUGUAUUAUCUCUCCCCUGGCUUGACUUGCUUCCACUGAAGGCCACCACUUGCUUUGCUCUGUUAGAUGAACUGGAUAUGAUUGCUCCCUACAAAAUAUCUUAGUUAAAAUCAGAAAACUGCUUGUUUUCUAGUACUUGUCCUUUUGGUUGUUUGGGGUUUUUUUACCCUCUCAAUUUGGCUAUUAAAGCAAGCAGAAGGAAGGGGGCAUUUAGCUUCAAUUAAAAGAAUAACAAGCAGCAGGUGGGAGCAUGUUGGUCAUGCAAAUGCUUUAAUUCAAAUUAGCAUAAAUGAGGAUAGCCGCUCUUGAUUGUGAUCCAAAGCUUCUUAAUUUGUACGUAGCUCAUCUCAGUAUUGUGCCACAAAAAUGUCCAAAGUGAGCUUGUUUAUUUGCACCUCAUUAUGGUGGUUGAAGCCCUAAAGUAUAAAAUGCUACUUUUAUACAUAUGUGAACAUAUGAGAACUUUCAGGUCCUAACUGGCUUCAAUAAAUUCCUAAAAAAAAAGAUUCUUCCUUCCAAACAAACAUUGGAAGUUUUAGAUUAGAAAGGCUAGUAAGAGCAUAUUUAAAGUAUAGUGAAGGCAGUGGUUAGCAAAUCUAAGCUGGAAGGAGGGGCAGCAGUCCUUGGAUGUGUUUUUCAGGACUGUUUUCCUGGUCUUAAGCUGCAUUGGCCCAUGAAGCUAACAUCUACUCCUUUGCAGUCCUCAAUAUAGUCAGUAUUCCAAGAGCUCUUUCUGUAUGUGCAGUCUUAGAUCCCAAAUCUGUUUUCUGUGUUCCUAUGAAGUAAAUAGCUGUGCCACUUUUAGUUUUGUCUUCCUCUUAGUAUACUAGCGGUGUUUAUCUUAACAUCUAUAUUUAUUUUAAUAUUCCUCUCUGAGACUCAUGUUUUUCUGUUAUACUUAGGCAAGUACUUGAUUACAUUUCAAAAUGAGGUUUCUCCUCUGGUAUGUGUUCUGCUUGACCAAGAGUAAGUGGAAGAUAAUGUUAUUAGUGUGUUUCUUCUUUUUAGAUGUGGCUACUGUAUCUUUUUUCUUUCUGUGUGUAAACCCAAAAGUGUCUGUGUUUGCACACACAGCUCUGGCAUGGAUCCCUGGCUCCUCCUCAUUUGACUGAUGCUUUUGGGGUAUGAAUUAUGGUUUGACUUGAAUGCACACAUAGACGCAAAACAGAGAUGUUAGCCCUGUAUUCAUGAAGGAUUUCAUUUAUUAUGGAGAAAUCAUCUAAUGCCUUAUAUUGUUAAUUCAAAGAUAAAAUAUUCUUAUCUUUAAAAGUUAACCAAUGAUUUAUAUUUUGGAAAUUAGGCCUGUUUUCUUCUGCUGUGUUGGAUCAUUUAAAAUAUCAUAAUACUGUGUUGUGCAGUUUACUCCAUUACUGCUGGUAUAAAGAAAUUGAAAUUAAUGUUCUCCCUGAGUUGUCAGUGUCUGCUAAUUCAGAGAUGACAGAAAAGUAUUAAAAUAUAUUCAACCUAUAAUAUUUAUCUUGCUUUGCACUUAAUUUGUUUCCCUUUGACUGGGUUGCAAAAUUCCAAGUGUACAUAAAAUAAUGAAUAAAUAAAAAAUAAAUUAUUUGUCUACA
Taeniopygia guttata (zebra finch) is the source of this 11400-nucleotide messenger RNA. It is a transcript of the gene FBXL4, whose product is annotated as F-box and leucine rich repeat protein 4. NCBI's taxonomy places the organism in Eukaryota, Metazoa, Chordata, Aves, Passeriformes, Estrildidae. The record is from RefSeq and is a predicted model, not a curated record. Gene Ontology annotation, cellular component: SCF ubiquitin ligase complex. Gene Ontology annotation, biological process: SCF-dependent proteasomal ubiquitin-dependent protein catabolic process. Gene Ontology annotation, molecular function: protein binding.